CCAUCGGAUCUUGAUCCAGAACCACAAGAUGACAAUCAUGUUGAAAUUCUUUUUACUCACGCUGGUGGCGAUGGCGGUCACGGCAUGGCCCUCGUUCUUGGUACAUGAAGGCCACGGUCUUGGAGCAGAUGAGCCCAAACUCAUCUCGCAAUCAGUACAUUUACAGGAGGUACCGACCAAGGUGAUCAAGGUUACUAAGACAGUAGCCAUCAAGGUCCCUGUACCGUAUCCCGUUAAGGUGCCGUUCCUGAUAUCUAAACCGGUGCCUGUGCCGCAUCCAGUCCCCGUACCUCAUCCGAUUACUUUGACCAAGCCGAUCUUCGUUCCUGUGCCAAAAGCGAUCCCGAUUCCACAAUCGAAUCAUGAUGAAAGUGGUAUUUCCGCUGGAACUGAAGGCGGAGGUGAUCAUGUUAGCCAUGAGACGUCUCACUACAGCACUUAUACCUCUCAAGGCCAUGAAUCCUACGAUCAGCAUAAUAGCGACCAACAGGCCCAAUUCCAGCCAUCUCAGCCCGACUACUCGACGGAUCAUUAGCUUUCGAAAUGCGACAGAACGACUGAUUAUGGCGGUGUGCGAGGUCUGUGUGGUUGAAAGGAAAAGUAAAUCAAGAAAUAAAUCAUUGACGUACGAUAUACGCAAACCGGUCAUUUUGAAAGCGGUUUAAGCGAAAUGUUAAAGGGUUUGAAUAAGUAACAUACGAGUACUAAAUGACGUUGCCCUUUCUUGGAAACUUGACUCAUUCCACUUUCAAAGUCGAUAACCUAAUACGUGAAAUAAAGUGAUAUUUUCCAAAUUUAUCGCAAAUACAGAUCACUUUUCAAUUAGAUUUAAAAGAAAAAAAGAAUAAUUGGACAGAAAAUUAAUUUUAUACUUAUUA
Acromyrmex echinatior (Panamanian leafcutter ant) is the source of this 878-nucleotide messenger RNA. RefSeq lists its product as uncharacterized. The record is from RefSeq and is a predicted model, not a curated record. NCBI's taxonomy places the organism in Eukaryota, Metazoa, Arthropoda, Insecta, Hymenoptera, Formicidae.